Rotaria socialis is the source of this 456-nucleotide messenger RNA. The record is from the annotation of a GenBank genome assembly. Lineage: Eukaryota; Metazoa; Rotifera; Eurotatoria; Philodinida; Philodinidae.
AUGGGAGGCUGUUGCGGUUCUGCUCGACUCUUUUGCAAAGACUUUCGCGCUUUCGUCUUCCAACUCAGAGUGAUUGAUAUAGCUGUAGCUUAUGUUAUCGGUGGAACUUUCAGCACCGUUGUUGAAUCAUUGGUCGAUGAUAUUCUUUUACCACCAUUUGGGUUUCUCUUUGGUGAUACUGCAUUUUCUAAUUUAACAAUUAAAAUGCAUAACUUCGAUUAUCCAAAUAAUCCACCAGUUGUUAUUCGUUAUGGUGAAUUCAUUGAAAGUUUAAUCUACUUAUUGUUCACAUCAUUUGCAUUAUUCUGUAUAGUUAUAUUAGUUAUAAGAUUGCGUAACGGCCACAAAAAGAAGAAUGAUGAGGAUAACGAUCAGAUGCAAGAAUUUCGCGAACAAAUCAAAGUAUUAACUGAAAUAAGAGAUUUACUAGGAACAAAAGUAGAUCCUAAGACAUGA